AAGAGAAGUUCUGCAACCCCCCAGAGAAUUUAAGUAAUUAGCCUGUAUGGAGGUAAAUAUAUGAGCUGCAUAUUUUCAGUGACUCAACCACUACUAACCAGUCUGUGAGGCAGCCAAGAGUUUUCGUUUAAAUGACUUGAGAAGAUCUCUCAGGAUGCCGCUCUUUGGAAACUCAUUUAGUCCGAAGAAGACUCCACCACGUAAAUCUGCCUCUUUGUCCAGCCUGCAUACAUUGGAUCGUUCAAUCAGGGAAGUAGAGCUGGGUCUUGAAUAUGGCCAACCUGCAAUGAACAUUGGAGGUCAGAGCUGGAAAUUUGAAGAUGGACAGUGGAUGACAGAAUCAGGAGGGAAUACUUCCAGUAGGGAAUUGCAGCGACUUAAGAAAAGAAACGUACAGCUGGAGGAAGAGAACAACCUUCUGAAAUCAAAGAUUGAAAUUCUCUUGGACAUGUUAACAGAGACAACUGUAGAGUGCUGCCAGAUGGAGAAGGAAGUGGAAGGCAUAAAGACUCAACAUCGAAGGAAGAAAUGACAGAUGUGCCCUGAUGUUGUUGUCACAUCAUGUUUGUAGUCUGUUAAUGAAAAUUUUUACUUGCCUCUCCUUUUGUUCUAUUUUUUGGAAUAACUGAUAGAAUACAUGUUCAUUGUUUUUGGAUGUCCAUGCCUUUCUUGUGUUUAUUGAAAAUAAGUAGGAUUUUGAGACAUGCAACUUAAUUGUGAGUAUUUUUGCUCAUAACACUGAAUAUUUUAUACCUUUUACAUCUGUUAAUCAAAUUUAACAUUUCUUGUAUUUCCUUUUUAUUAAAUUAAAAGAUGUUUUCCAUCAGAAA
This is a messenger RNA of Cheilinus undulatus (humphead wrasse), 830 nucleotides long. RefSeq names its product chibby homolog 1 (Drosophila) (gene cby1). The transcript is spliced from 5 exons. NCBI's taxonomy places the organism in Eukaryota, Metazoa, Chordata, Actinopteri, Labriformes, Labridae. The record is from RefSeq and is a predicted model, not a curated record. The coding region runs from base 155 to 532 and encodes 125 amino acids.